Coccomyxa subellipsoidea C-169 is the source of this 276-nucleotide messenger RNA. RefSeq lists its product as hypothetical. The transcript is spliced from 2 exons. The record is from RefSeq and is a predicted model, not a curated record. Bases 1 to 276 code for a protein of 91 amino acids. NCBI's taxonomy places the organism in Eukaryota, Viridiplantae, Chlorophyta, Trebouxiophyceae, Coccomyxaceae.
AUGGCCGCUAUCACCUCAUCAUGCGCUGCUCUGCGCCCUGCGGGUGUGCGUGUGUCAGCCCCCCGUCAGGCUCGCUCUCGCGUGGUUGUCGCGGUUGCCAAGACUGAGGAGCAGAAGCCUCAGAAGAUCGCCCAGGUGGCAGCAGCCAGCCUUGCCGCUCUCUUCAUCUUCGCUGCCCCGUCAAUGGCCGUGGACAACUCGCUCCUGAAGAGCAAGGUCUGCGCUGCGCAGCCCACCGCCAAGAUCUGCCUCAGGGGAUCAGCGCUGAAGAAGUGA